Molecule: messenger RNA, 2910 nt
Organism: Fusarium redolens
Lineage: Eukaryota; Fungi; Ascomycota; Sordariomycetes; Hypocreales; Nectriaceae
Product: amidase signature domain-containing protein
Exons: 8
Coding region: 1-2910 (969 amino acids)
Molecular function (GO): acyltransferase activity, transferring groups other than amino-acyl groups
Source: RefSeq, a predicted model, not a curated record
AUGAGUAAUUUCAAUGAUGAGAGGCGGUUCUUUAACUAUCCUGAGCCUCAGGAAGGGAAUCCGGUCUUGAGAGGACCCUUGCUUGUUGCUGCUGCUUUUUUGAUGGAAUGGAUUCGGUUUAUUCGUGAGACUGCUUGGGCUAAUGCGGGUUUCGCUUCGCUCCGGAACAUCCGGGCUUAUCUUGAGCAUUUCGAGCCUCGCUACGAUCCAACUGUCGUGCCAAUUGCGCUAUCUGAAGCUGAGGCUAAAGAACGCGGUGAGAGGUUACAGAUUUCGGCUUUACAGCAGGCAAAUGCUUCUCAGACAUUAAAUCCGUCAAAAUUCUACUCAGCAGCUGAUUAUCGAGCUCUCUACCUCUCUGGAGAGCUCACCCCAGUUGACGUUGCCAAGGCAAUCCUGCCUUUGGUUGAAGUCGAUGGCCCUACACCUGGCCGACACGCCCAAGGCUGGAGAGAGCUCAAUAUCGAACGUAUCAUGAGAGCUGCUGAAGCUUCAACAGAACGCUAUAAGAACAAACAGCCCCUCGGCCCCCUCGAUGGCGUUCCAUCCGCUAUCAAAGACGACUAUGAUUUAGACGGCUACUCAACAACUCUCGGCUCUCCAAGAGAUUACACCGAAACUCCUAAGGACGGAGAAUCAACUACAAGUUGGAUCGUACGAAAACUCGAAGAAGCGGGUGUCGUCAUCAUUGGCAAACUCGCCAUGCACGAGUUCGGACUAGAUACGACCGGAAACAACCCCAAUCAAGGAACGCCGCGUAAUCCAUUCAAUUCAGGCUAUUAUACCGGCGGAAGUUCAUCUGGUCCUGCUUACGCUGUUGGUUCUGGACUUAUUCCUCUUGCGUUGGGCAGCGAUGGCGGUGGCAGUAUUCGAAUUCCUGGAUCGUUUUGCUCAGUGUUUGGGUUGAAGCCUACACAUAACAGACUUGCGUCUUGGCCUGGUGCUAAUCACUCACCGACAUGUGCUGUUCAAGGACCGUUGGCUGUUGAUAUGCAGUCGUUAGCAGCUGCGUACGAAGCCAUCGCUGAACCUCAUCCGUCAACACAAUUCCCGCCUUUAGCUCUUCAACCUUCACCACCUGUUACGAAAGUCCUCGGAAUAUUCGAUGCAUGGAUCUCACGCGCCAAACCAAGUGUUCAGUCGUUGGUUCGCGGGCUGGUUGAGUCUUUGGCGGCUAAGCACGGAUACACCCUCGUCCCGAUUGAAAUUCCCUUCCCUGCUGAGGGCCAGAUGGCGCAUGCACUUACUGUUCUGACUGAUGCUUCGACAUUACUUUACGAUACGAAGGGUUUGACGCCCGCUAACAAGAUUCUGCUUGCUCUUGGAAGGACUACGCCUUCGACGGAUUAUCUGUUGGCUCAGAAGUUGAGAGGGAUGUUGAUGCAGCAUCUUUCAUAUCUUUGGAAGACAUAUCCCGGCAUGCUUAUCAUAACUCCCACUACGGCUUGCGCUGGUGCACCUAUCCGCGGUGGAAAAUCAGAGUUAUCUUAUGGCGUUAACGACGGGAAUUAUACUCUCGAAAGCAUGGAGUAUGUCUGGCUCGCUAACUUCUGCGGUCUUCCUGCUAUUACGGUUCCAGCAGGAUAUGUUAUUCCCGAGGGAAGAAAGGACGCUGGCGAAGUUGCUGAUAAAGAUACCGAGGGUAAAAUUCCAGUUGGACUGAUGGCGACCGGCGAAUGGUGCAGUGAAGAUGCGCUGUUGCAGUUUGGGUUUGAUGCAGAGGCUGCUGGACAGGAUCUUCGAUGCAAACCCCCGAUUUGGGAGGAUGUUAUUUCGAGGGCCAAGGAUGAGGCUAAGUUGAGUCGAGGUGCCUCCAGUAGAGGCCAGUCUCAGAACAUCCAAUUGCAGCUUCCUUCUUUGGCAAGAUUCUCGGAGCCUUGCAUAUCUCCGCACCUUGCUGCGGUAGAACAGACGAGCAAAGAAGUCGGACCUAUGGGUUCCUCAAAGCACGACAUUCGCGAGCUCACCAGCUCAGAUGAUGACAUCCAGCAAGCAUGGAAGCUGUGGCAUACAAUCUUUCCAGACUGGCCCAUCGAGCAAGGACGGUUCGUAGGGCUUCUGUUUGGCAUAAAGGGCCAACAUUGGAUUCACGAGCAUGGAUUCUGUCUGUCCUUCUAUACUAAGAGCGGAAGCCUCGGGCAUAUUGCAGCCAUCGGAGUCUUACCUGAAUACCGUCGUAAAGGACUCGGCAAUGCACUACUAGAGAAAGGAAAGGCUGGUUUGAAAGAUGCGGCGAAGGAUGCAGGUCAAGAGUUGAAGUCUUUGGCAAUGGGGUCCAUCUUUCCGAGACUUUGGUAUCAAGUGCCAACCAGUAUUUCGCCGGAAACGAAACAAUUUCUUUCUCACCGAGGGUCGUAUAAUACUACAAACACUACUCGAGAUCUUUAUAAGGACAUCAAGGAUGAGAUUGCACCGCCUGAGAUAAUGGAGCGAGUCUCAAAGACAAACAUCAAGUUCACCCCAUGGUCACCGGAGCUAUAUGAAGAAUGCAUGAAAAAACAACAAGAACUAUUCACCUGGGGCGGUAUCUACGAAGCUCUCGCAGCACGAGGCCAACACCACGAAGUAAUGGUCGCCAUCGAUCCAGACACCAACAAACAAAUCGGCUGGACUCUUAUGUGCUCUUUCGCAUCUUCUGCAGGUGAUGUCUUCGCAUUUCUUCCUCUCCUUCCUUCUGGAGAAAAGACUGGUCUUAUCGCUGCGGUUGGAGUAGAUGAGGCAGCAAGAGGGAAGGGUGUCGGGUUAGCACUCGUCGUCAAGGCCAUGGAGAAUCUGAAGGAGAGAGGUAUGGAGGGUAUUCUUAUUGACGCUGUUGCUAUACGGGGGUUCUAUGAGAAACUGGGCUUUGAAGCGCGUUGGGAGUAUGAGUCGUGUAGUUUUGAUGCGGCUACAUCAGACGCUGAGGCCUGA